Eufriesea mexicana is the source of this 1182-nucleotide messenger RNA. RefSeq lists its product as uncharacterized. Lineage: Eukaryota; Metazoa; Arthropoda; Insecta; Hymenoptera; Apidae. The coding region runs from base 70 to 1182 and encodes 370 amino acids. The record is from RefSeq and is a predicted model, not a curated record. The transcript is spliced from 6 exons.
UUUAUUUCAAUAUUUCUCUAACUAAUGUUUGUAUAAUCUUUUAUAGGUACCUUAAUAAGUAAAAAUAAAAUGGAAAUAGAAGAAUCAACAAAAGAAGAUGUCGUUGAGGUUAUUAGGGAAAGUUUAAGAGAAUUAGUUCAUAAAGAAAGAAAGGAAAAUCGUACAAAAUCGUUAAACAAAAACCGUGUGGGAAAUAUUGUAAUGAAUUCAUCUUUUACACCUGAGUUUGUUAUUGAAAAAGCAAAAUCUCUCAAAAAGAAAGCACUAAUAAUUGAAGAGUAUACACAGCUGCAAAAUGCUCUUAUUCAGAAUACGGAAAAUGUCAAUUCUUUCUUAAAAGUUGACAAUGUCUUAUUUGCUCUAGUGCGUGAUUUAUCUGGUAAUGAUCCAGCUGUACAGUUAUGUGCUAUUGGCUGUUCUUGUAAUAUAGCACUUGGAAAUACUAAGGCAUGUACUUCAUUAACCAAAAGUAUUGGGUCCUAUCUUGUCACAGAAUUAAAUACUUUAAAUUAUCCUUUAUUGGAAGUUUGUAUAUGGACAAUAGGAAAUUUGAUUGCUGGAAGCAAUAAAGCAUUUGAAAUUUUUCAUGCUCAAGGAUGUUUAAAAUAUAUAAUAUCUCUAAUGCACAACUGUGAUAGUAUAAUUAUGCCCGCAAUAGCUUAUACAGCUAUGCAAUAUAUACACAUUGGUUUCCGAUAUAUACAGGAAGAUGAAAUGAUUGAACUUGUCACUGCUACUACAAAGAGGAAUAUUUCAUUUGAAAAUUCAUAUAUUAUUUGGUUGUUAGCUUUAUUAUCUUCACAAAUAUCUUGUAAUAAAUAUUUAUAUAAUACUAUACCUAUAAUAGUAGAUUAUUUAUAUCAAAACGUUACAAACAACUUCACAGCUAUCACAGAAAUCACUGCAUGUAUAAGAAUAUUGGCGAAUACUGUUCAAGAGGCAUCCGAACAAGUAGCAAAGCUUCUAUUAGAGAAUCCAAAAUAUUCACAAUCGGAUUUAGAGAUAUUGUUAAAUAGAUUGCUAUCAUGUCAGUAUGUACAUGUCAGAAAAGAAACACUGUGGUUAAUAGGUAAUCUUUAUAAUCACAAUUCUGCUAAUAUUAAAAAAGUUAUAAGAGACAUUAUUUCUCAAUCAUCAUUCUUGAAUCAAACAAUUUUAUCUACAAUUCAGCAGUAUCGGUAA